Molecule: messenger RNA, 4432 nt
Organism: Pogoniulus pusillus (Red-fronted tinkerbird)
Lineage: Eukaryota; Metazoa; Chordata; Aves; Piciformes; Lybiidae
Gene: ARHGAP19
Product: Rho GTPase activating protein 19
Exons: 12
Coding region: 18-1529 (503 amino acids)
Biological process (GO): signal transduction; regulation of small GTPase mediated signal transduction
Cellular component (GO): cytoplasm
Molecular function (GO): GTPase activator activity
Source: RefSeq, a predicted model, not a curated record
GGGGGUGAGGCGAGCCAAUGGGGAGGCGGAGCGGCAGGUAUGAGAUGGCGGCGGGAUCACCGGCGCUCUGCGGCAGGCGCGGAGGCAGCGAUGCCAUCUGCAACUUUGUCAUUUGCAAUGACUCCUCCCUCCGUAGCCAGCCGAUCAUUUUCAAUCCUGACUUCUUUGUGGAAAAGCUGCGCCAUGAAAAACCAGAGGUAUUCACAGAGUUAGUUGUCAGCAACAUUACCAGGCUCAUUGACUUGCCUGGGGCAGAGCUGGCUCAGCUAAUGGGAGAGGAGGACCCAAAGCUGCCUGGGACAAACACAGCCUCUGGAUUUUUUCGCUCUCUGAUGACUCUGAAGCGCAAAGAGAAAGGAGUGGUGUUUGGCUCACCACUGACAGAAGAAGGCAUUGCACAGGUUUCCCAGCUAAUCGAGUACCUGCACAAAAAUCUAAGAGCAGAAGGCUUGUUUCGUGUGCCAGGCAACAGCAUCAGGCAACAGAUCCUAAAGGAUGCUCUGAACAGUGGUACAGAUAUUGACCUGGAUUCUGGGGAUUUUCAUUCCAAUGAUGUGGCCACCCUGCUUAAGAUGUUCCUGGGUGAAUUACCAGAGCCACUGCUGACACACAAGCACUUCCAUGCCCACCUCAAAAUUGCAGACUUGACUCUGUUUGAUGAGAAGGGGAAUAAGACCAGCACUCCAGACAAAGAGCGCCAGAUUGAAGCCCUGCAGCUGCUGUUUUUGAUCCUUCCCGCACCCAACCGCAGUUUGCUCAAGCUGCUGCUGGACUUGCUCUACCAGACCGCCAAGAAGCAGGACAAGAACAAGAUGUCUGCCCAUAAUCUUGCCCUCAUGUUUGCACCCCACAUCCUAUGGCCCAGAAACGUGACAGCAAAUGACCUUCAAGAGAACAUCACAAAGCUUAACAAUGGGGUGACUUUCAUGAUCAAACAUUCUCAGAAGCUCUUCAAGGCCCCAGCAUACAUCCGUGAGUGUGCCAGGCUGCACUACCUGGGAUCCAGAGCUCAUGCAUCAAAGGAUGAUCUGGAUUUGCUGACGUCUCCUAGCUCCAAGGAAUUGCAGCCCCUCAAGUCUCAGAAGCGAAGCCGUCUGGACUCUUGCCAUCAGGAGGAGACCCAGCAGCGCACGGAGGAGGCACUGAAGGAGCUUUUCCGCCACGUCCACAAUAUGCCUGACUCUGCAAAGAAGAAGAAACUUCUCCGGCAGUUUAAUAAGCAUUCUGCAGCUCUCACUCCUGACUCGGAGGUGCUCAUGUCCCCAGCACCGCGACGUGCCCGCUCACGCUCCUUCAGCGGCCUCAUUAAGCGGAAGGUUUUGGGAACCCCAGUUAUCCUGGAGAGGAAGAGCAGGGAUGCCACACCAGAGCCUGAGCGAGUCAGCAAAGAGAACAUUCACCUGUUACAGAAAUGUGGAUCUCCAGCUCACAUGUCCCAGGCAAAGCCGAAAUCUUUGGAGGGACGUAAAGAGGAAUCCUGCAGACGCAUGCGAGGCCACCUGCUUCCCAAGGAUUCAUCAUCCCUCUGAAUCUUCUCGCACCGACUCACGGGUGGGGAUUGCCCAGCCUCACAAGCUGUGAAUGAUGUGCUGCACGGAGAGGAGAGAGCUGCAGGCUCACAGCCACCCUCACCAGCACGGCAGCGCUCUUGAAACUGGACCUUUGCAAAGACUGCAGGGCCUCGUUUCUUUCUGUAUAUAAAUUAUAUUUCAUUCUACUAUGGGGUAAACCACUAUCUAACCAAAACUUGUGCAGCAUGUCUGACUUGCUGGCUCUGGGAAGAGCUGGAGUGCUUGCUUACAAGGGCCCUAUGUGCAUCCCCAGCUUUCUCUGCAAUGUUGCUAGGCUGUGUUUUUUUUUCUUGCAUUUCUUCUCUGAGUUUUUAACACGUUGACUUGGUUUUGCCCCCUCACUUAUGUUAGCAGUGAGACUUCACCUGCUUCCUGCCAGCUAAUCUUACCUCCAGGCCUCCUCUGGAGCCCUGCCCGCCUGCUUCCUCUGGGCUCUCUUUUACCUUUCUGACCCUGCAGGGCUGGAGUGCACAAAUGAUACAGAGCAGAGGAUGAGCCUGGAAGAAGAGGAGAGGUUCUGCAUACCACCAUUUCAAAUAGGGGCAGGGGAAAAAGCUUCUAAACUCAUCUCUCUGUUUCAGCUUGAGCUGGAGGUAAUCUUUGCUCACUGCCUUUGUGUUUCCAUGGCAUAUCACUGCUGCUGGGCUCUGCCUGGUGAGCAAGAAGUGCCUCUGCUUUGUACUGCCUCAGAGAAGCUAAGCUGAGCAGGGUGGGAGGUUGGCAAAGACUGUCUGGGGCAGGACAGCUCAGCCUUUGGAAGUGUCUGGAAUGGGCAGAGCUAAACUGAGAAGGGUAGGAGGUUGGCAAAGACUGUCUAAGGCAGGACAGCUCAGCCUUUGGAAGUGUCUGGGAUGGCUGUUUGCACAGCAUAGGAACAGCAUGAGCAGCAUGAGAGAGUAGAAAGGACUCCAGCCACUUGUGACCUGCUGCAAGUGGUGCCAAGGGCUUUGGCUCAAUAUCUGGAUGGCUGGUGAGGUAACUAGCUGAUUAGCCAUUAAACUGGGGGAUAGGGCCAGAGCUGGCUUCAGCACUUUGGCCUGAGCUGCAGAAAUGAGAUGAAACCAUCUAGAUGCAGGAUAAACACCCAUCACAGCUGGCCAGCGUCAGCUGUCUCGUUAAGCUGAAGUGCUCCAGUAAGACAAUCUUGCCAAGACCCUGUCUGCAACUGCUCUGGGGUAGGAAACACACAGGGAGACUACUUUGAAAUAAAGAUUUAAUCAGCUGAGGAACCAUCUAAACACUUCUCAGACCUUCUCAGUGAAGCAAAUAAUCUCUGGAAUCCAAUUAUAAUUGUCUUUUAAUCUUUAAGAACCAGCAGCCAGCAAGAGUUAGAGCUCUGUCUUUGGCAGCUUUCUGAGACAACUGGUGGCAGGAGGUGUGAAUACUGGGAUGUGAGCAGGGAGUUAAGUCCGGCUGGCUAGAGCUGUCAAAACAGGGCAUCAGGAUCUUCUGCAGCUUAGCUGGAAGUCACUUUUUUUUACUGUUUGACUUUGGUGUUGUUUUUUGUUGGUUGGUUGGUUUCUGGUUUUUUUGUUUGUUUGUGUUUUUUUGAGGGGGGGUUAUGUGUUUGGGUUUUUUUUGUAUUUGCUUUUGCUUUCUUUGUGUGUGCGUGUAGGUUUUUGCUUGGUUGAUUUGUUGAGCGUGGGGUUUUUUUUGUGCUACAAACCUAUGUGCCUCAUCCUGCUCUUUCCAAAGGGAUGUUCCUGGUAGUUUAGCAAGAGUUUCUUGUCCCUCAUCUGACCCCAAAUUGGAUGAACUCCUUUGAAAAUGUAAGGGGUAGCGAGACUGUUGUUGUGUGAAUUGAGAGUUGCUGGUGUUAGGAGCCUCUGUCACAGCAAAGAAAGAGCUCCAGUUCUUCAGAGACUGGGCAGACAAGGAUGCUGUGAGGAAGGACAGAGGCUGUUUGCUGUGGUAGCAGUAUGUGCUUUUUGGAUGUGCCUGUAAUCAUUUCCUCUGGAGGCUGAAGCUGUCUCUGCUCUUCUCCAAAGGGCACCAUGUGUUUUGCAGACUGCACUUCUACCCUGCCUCUGCAGUCCACUGUUAGCAGAGACCUGAGGAUCUCGGCUUUGCCUCUAAAUGGAGAGGAGGCAGAGCUGCAGGUUGAGCCGCAGCACAGAGACCUGGGUCUGUUCCUGCUACCUCCUCUCCUACUUGCUUUGGGGGUGCUUGCUUGGUGAAGCAUUCAUUAUCCCAUCCUUGCUAUCCUUAUUGUCCCCUGCUUAUUUGGGUGCAUAUCUCUGGGUGUCUGUUUGGCAAGGCAAUCUUGUUCUUAGAACUAAACGCACUUCUCCUGCAGAGAUGAGAGGAAUGUAACUUGUCUCUCCACUGUUCUCCCCCUUACUGACAGCUUUAGCUCAGGUACUCUGUCUGGCUUCUGGCACAACUGAGAUUUGCCUAGCUCUAAGAAAAAAUACCUAUAGGGCAUCAGCUUGGCAUUUUGCAUGUCUCCAUUGCCUUUCCUGCCAAGGGGCUGGCUGCAGUCUCUAGACAAGGGCAAUCCUGGGAAGGGUUUCAUGCCCUGGGCUUUAGCCCAUGGCGCUGUCCUCUGUAUAGACAGGAUGGUGCUAGCUAACAGAUUCAGCCUCUAGGACUUUUGGCUGCUGCAGUCCCAAUGUGUUCACACUGUCUCACAGGCACCAGGGUGUUUAGUCAUGCUUGGUUGUGUCUCAUUUGUCUGCCUUGUGCAAUGACUCAUGAGGCUGCUUCCUCUCAGAGCAGCCACUAACUGUUCCCAGAGUCUAUAGUUUGCAAAGUAUUUUUCAUCUUUGUCUUUAUUUAUAUAUGCUGUGUAUGUACUGUUUCAGACUGUUGCCUUUCUGUGCGUUCAUGUGUAAACCCAAUAUUAAAUGCUUUUAUUUUUA